Messenger RNA from Baudoinia panamericana UAMH 10762, 2349 nucleotides. RefSeq lists its product as uncharacterized. The transcript has a single exon. Bases 105 to 2171 code for a protein of 688 amino acids. Lineage: Eukaryota; Fungi; Ascomycota; Dothideomycetes; Mycosphaerellales; Teratosphaeriaceae. The record is from RefSeq and is a predicted model, not a curated record.
GUGCGCGAGACGCCGAGCGCAGACAACAUUUUGCUGUAGGUCUCAUUGUCGAGAUCACUGGACAUACAGUGAACUACUUCGGGUGCGAGAGGGAGGGUGUUGGAAUGAUGCAGGUGUUCAGGCCGACGCUAUGUCGACAAUGCGCAAGCAGCAUCCUAAAGCCUCGAUCUGCUUUCGCACCAGACCUCAGGCGACACCUCUCCAGCGCCGCUCGUAGUGGCAUUAGGAGUCGCAACACUCUGGCACCACCAAGGACAACGGUAUCUAGACUACAGUUAUCGCUCGUGCUACGCCGCUACCAGAGCGCCUUCGAGCCGCUGAAACCACCCACGCCCGAAUCUCUAGGCAAGCCAUCUCAGGCCAGGACAUACCGCCGUACACGCCGACUUCUGCGCCGCCUACUCCAGCUCUCUGUCGCAGUCGGUCUGAUCUACGCAAUCGAUCAAUACUUCUACGAUGCCUGCCUUACCCGCUCCCUCCGCACCUUUACCGCGGCCUCCGUCACCGCGUUGGACUACAAGCUCAACUUCCGAGCUGAUCCGUGGAUAGGCGAUAGCGUUGCUGACGUCCACGCUCGAGCGGCGCAGAGAGUAUUUGAUCUGUUGAGGAGCAAUGGCGGGCUGUACCUUAAGAUCGGUCAGGCGAUUGCGAUGCAGAGUGCCAUUCUGCCGCCGGAGUUUCAAGCGAUGUUCGCGCGUAUGUUCGACGAUGCGCCUCAGGAUCAAUGGAAAGACGUAGAGACGGUGGUGAGGGAAGACUUUGGGCGGAGUGUGGAAGAGGUGUUCGGCGUAAGCUUCAGCGGAGACCCGACGAAAGGAGUUAUGGAGAGGACGCCGAGGGCGAGCGCGAGCGUGGCGCAGGUACAUUGGGCACGACUCGAGGAUGGGAGAGAGGUCGCCAUCAAGAUCCAGAAGCGGGAGAUUGCACGACAGGUUGGGUGGGAUCUCUGGGCCUUUAGAAUGGUGUCCGGCAUCUACACGUGGUACUUCGACUUGCCGCUCUACCACCUUGUGCCCUACAUUUGCGAGCGCCUGCUACUGGAGACGGACUUCACGAAUGAAGCGAAGAACGCCGGCCGGAUGCGCGAGAUGAUCCAAGGCGAGCCGAGACUCAACGAUAGGGUGUACAUACCCAAGGUCUACCACGAGUUGACCACAAGGCGCGUCAUGACUGCCGAGUGGAUUGAGGGCGUCAGGCUGUGGGACAAGCAAGGCAUCACCGGACGAUGGGAAGGUGGCUGGCGGAAAGGCUCGCCGGGCGCUGGCGGUCGUCCUCUGGAUCCCAUCCCGCCUUCCAUUGCCGCCUCGGUCCCAUCCCACGACCCGAACAACGAGAAACUCAAACCCGCUCGCGACGCCUGGCGCGGUCCAGACAAGAAAGGCGGGCUAGGCCUCGCAUAUCGUCCAGUCAUGCAAACAAUGGUCGAUCUUUUCAGCGCGCAAAUGUUUCUCUGGGGUCUUGUUCACUGCGACCCGCAUCCAGGCAACAUCUUCAUCCGCCGCUUACCCUCGGGCAAACCCGAACUCGUCCUGAUCGAUCACGGCCUGUACAUCGAAAUGAAACCGCAAUUCCGGCACGAAUACGCCUUAUUUUGGCGCAGUCUCAUGACCUUUGACAACGCCACCAUCGCCCAGGUGACCGAAGGCUGGGGCAUCAAAGCACCAGAUAUCUUCGCCUCAGCGACAUUGAUGCGACCCUACGAAGGCGGCGACGGUAAAACGCUGACUGAACUCCGGCAGAUGACCGCCAAAGAGCAGAAAGUCAGGCAGUUCGAGAUGCAGCAGAAGAUGCGGAAAGGCAUUCGCGAGAUCCUCGCCAACCAGGACAAAUUCCCACAGGAACUCAUCUUCAUCGGCCGCAACAUGCGGAUCGUGCAGGGCAACAAUCAGUACCUCGGUUCUCCCGUCAAUCGGCUCAAGAUCACGGGGAUGUGGGCGAGUCGGGCGUUGGCGGAGAAUAAGGAAAUGACUCUGCGAGAGCGCUUGCGCGAGUAUGGGAGACAUGUUGUGUUUCGUUUGGUGUUGUUGAGCACAGAUGCGGUGUUCUACUGGGCGAAGAUUCGGCAGGCGUUGGGAAUUGGGAGGGGAAUGGAUGAUGAGUUGGAAGAGGAGAUGAGGAAGAUGGCGCAUGGGAUGGGUGUUGAGUUGCAGCAUGGUGUUUUUGAGGGAUAGAUUUGACGGUCUCUAGGGAUGCGCGGUGUUGGUGAUGCGUGGUUUGACGCUUACUGUAUAGAUUGUUAGAGCCGUUACCUCACACCUCAUGACCAAUACCAAGGCCACUCAGAUCGUGUUAGAGGUUAUCGAAGACGAGAAAGCCUUCCCGGCAAAGAAGCUUCUUUCACUUCUGCCC